Messenger RNA from Symbiodinium pilosum, 677 nucleotides. Lineage: Eukaryota; Dinophyceae; Suessiales; Symbiodiniaceae. The record is from the annotation of a GenBank genome assembly.
GUAAGGAAGCAGCGGGCGCCUGCGAUCUGGAUGAAGACAAGCCUGCAGCGCAUUCUGUGUAUGACGCCCGCAGUCGUCAUGUGGAGCUGAACACGCCUGGCAGCCUAUUUUCUGCUGCAAACAACAUCCAGAGAAAGGACAUUGUUGGGCGUGCAUUCGCACUGCGCGGGAUUCUGACGCCCGAGGAGGCGGCAGCCUACGUGGCCUCCGUAACGAAAGCUGGCUUCGGCCAAAGCGACGUGGCUCGGGAGUUUCCAAGCUCGCUAAGAAAUAAUUCUCGGCUGAUCCACUUCAGCGACGCCUUGGCUCUGGCCUUGUACAGACGGCUAGCACCACACCUUGUGCAUCGCGACGUGUAUCUUGUGCAACCAAUGGGCUUUGGAGCGGAGGGCCGAUGGAAGCCUGUCGGCGUGAACCCUUGCUUCCGCAUAUCUCAGUACAAGGAGGGGGAGCAUUUCGCCACUCAUUGUGACGGGAUGUAUGCGAAUGACGAUGACGAGUGCAGCAUCUACUCGCUGAUCCUCUACCUGAAUGAGGACUACGAGGGAGGUGAACUGGAGUUUACCGAGUCUGGAAAGACUUUCCGGCCGACAGCAGGAACUGCAGCGCCAGAAGCAGCAUCAGUCCCGGCGUUGACAGAAGAUGCUUCUGCAGAGUGUCGGUGUGCGCUGCCAUAG